Olea europaea var. sylvestris is the source of this 861-nucleotide messenger RNA. RefSeq lists its product as uncharacterized. The transcript is spliced from 4 exons. The coding region runs from base 201 to 734 and encodes 177 amino acids. The record is from RefSeq and is a predicted model, not a curated record. Lineage: Eukaryota; Viridiplantae; Streptophyta; Magnoliopsida; Lamiales; Oleaceae.
GCCAAAAGACGCCCACUCCAAAGCCUGGUUUUUGGCCAAUGGUUUUCAUAAUUCCACCUUCGCACUAGAUAAAGUUCAAGAAUUCUCUCAAUACCUUCUCCAUCUACAUACUCCCAUUCACAUUAAGAUCACCUCCUUCCGUCGUAUUCUAAAGCUUUCACCGCCGGCAAAUCGACCACAGGCACAACCCAUACUGUACCAUGACAGGGGGACAGCAUACAGUGAUCAUGAAACCUAGCCGGAGCGACGACGUUUUGGACGCUGAUGAGCAGAUCCUGAUCACGAACCAGGUCCGAGCACAGUUCGAAUCCAUGAUGCCCAAAAGACCAGCCAAACCAAACCGGAGCGAACCCGAUUCAACCUCGUCACUUGUUCCGGAUGAAGAAAUUCAUAUUCCUGAGCUGAACAAGCUUAAAUAUCUUCAAUCACAAGCAAUAUUUUCGGGAACGAAAAGUGGGGAUGAAGACGACGAGUUUGUGGAGACCCAGUACUACAAAGAGUUGGAAUCCAUUGAUAGACAGCAUCACAUGACGGGAAAUGGUUUUAUAAAAAUGGACAUGGAAAAGAGUGAAAAUGAAGAUGAUCUUCAAUUACGAGGAAGCCAUAGCACUAAUGGAGAAUUUAAACAGAUCAUUUUCAAGACUAACCCAGCAACAAAUGAUUGGAUUCCAAGCUUCGAAGAUCACCAGGUUGGAUUUAUUUCGUCGAAGCCAAAUCGGAGCGAGAGUUGUUAGGUCGCCGGAAGUAGAAGAAAUUAUCAUACUAUGGACUUUAUCUUUAGUAUUUUAAUCUUGUAUUAUUGGAGCGAGAAUUAUUAUUAGUCAUUUCGUGGGAAUAAAAUAUAUGGAAUUAUUGAGUUUU